Messenger RNA from Myxocyprinus asiaticus (Chinese sucker), 2611 nucleotides. Its product is annotated as transmembrane anterior posterior transformation protein 1 homolog. Lineage: Eukaryota; Metazoa; Chordata; Actinopteri; Cypriniformes; Catostomidae. Gene Ontology annotation, biological process: maintenance of protein localization in endoplasmic reticulum; positive regulation of cilium assembly. Gene Ontology annotation, cellular component: ciliary basal body; endoplasmic reticulum membrane. The transcript has 14 exons. Bases 2 to 1705 code for a protein of 567 amino acids. The record is from RefSeq and is a predicted model, not a curated record.
GAUGGCGGACUCGGUAGCGGCCGGACUCGGGGACGAAAACGAGACCGAAAACGAGGAUAAUAAGGGGGAGAAACGGCUCAGCGGCGGCGUCAGCAAGACGGGGAAACAUGCCGGUGCUUCAGACGCUACAGAAACUCUGGGAUUUUACGAGAGGAAGGCCAAAUAUAAAGAUAGAAAGAGCCAUGUGUCGGAUCUCUCUCUGUUGAGGUUUAUUAGUGCUGAGUUGACUCGAGGAUAUUUUCUGGAACACAACGAGGCCAAAUACACAGAGCGGAGGGAAAGGGUCUACACCUGCCUGCGGAUACCAAAAGAACUUGAGAAGCUGAUGAUCUUUGGGUUUUUCCUGUGUCUCGAUGUGUUUCUGUACGUGUUCACUCUGCUGCCCCUCAGAGUGCUUCUGGCUCUGAUCAGACUGCUGACGCUGCCCUGCUGCGGCCUCAGUGGAUCUCGAAUCUUACAGCCCGCUCAGGUGUGUGAUGUUCUCAAGGGUUUCAUCAUGGUUCUGUGUUAUUUCAUGAUGCACUAUGUGGAUUAUUCCAUGAUGUACCAUCUGAUCCGGGGUCAGUCUGUCAUCAAACUCUACAUCAUCUACAACAUGCUAGAGGUGGCGGAUCGCUUGUUUUCAUCUUUUGGUCAGGAUAUUCUGGAUGCUCUGUACUGGACUGCCACAGAACCAAAAGAGAGGAAGAGAGCACAUAUAGGAGUGAUCCCACAUUUCUUCAUGGCUGUUCUCUAUGUCUUUUUGCAUGCCAUUCUGAUUAUGGUUCAGGCCACCACUCUGAAUGUGGCUUUCAACUCACACAACAAGUCACUGCUCACCAUCAUGAUGUCUAAUAAUUUCGUUGAGAUCAAAGGAAGUGUAUUCAAGAAAUUUGAGAAAAACAACCUUUUCCAGAUGUCCAAUAGUGACAUUAAAGAAAGGUUUACAAACUACACACUCUUACUAAUCGUCUGUCUCAGAAACAUGGAGCAGUUCUCAUGGAAUCCAGAUCAUCUGUGGGUGUUGUUUCCUGAUGUGUGCAUGGUCAUUGCCUCGGAGAUCGCAGUUGACGUCGUCAAACAUGCCUUCAUCACCAAGUUUAAUGACAUCACAGCAGAUGUCUACAGUGAAUACAGAGCGAGUCUGGCCUUUGAUUUGGUCAGCAGCAGACAGAAAAAUGCAUAUACAGACUACAGUGACAGUGUGUCCAGGAGGAUGGGCUUCAUUCCUCUUCCUCUUGCUCUACUGUUGAUCCGGGUGGUGACCAGCUCUGUGAAGAUCCAGGGCUCUCUGUCCAUCAUAUGUGUUGUGCUCUUCUAUCUGGGUAUGAUCACUCUGAAGGUCCUGAACAGUAUCGUGUUGUUGGGGAAAUCCUGUAUGUAUGUGAAAGAGGCAAACAUGGAGGAAAAGCUGUUUCAGAAUCCCCCCUCUGCCGCUCCCAGCAGAGUGUCCAGCAGAGUCCACCGUACCAAACACACAGGAGAACCACCAGGUGAGCCAGUGGAUGAGGGCAUGUCUGCGUCAGUCACAACUCAGCCCACCCACAGGGAUGAAUCACCUGCCCCUCAACUCCCCACCAGCAAAUCAGAUCAGUUCCUCACUACACCAGAUGAAUCAGAAGAGAAAAGCCUUAUUCAGGAUGAAACUGAACUUAAACAUAGGGCACCCAAAAAAGACUUGUUGGAGAUUGAUCGCUUUACUAUCUGUGGUAACCGUAUCGACUGACAUGAAGGCACACACACACACUCAAGUCUGAGAGUGAUGCCAUGUAUGCACUGAAAUGCCCAACCUCCUUGCCAGCUUUAUUUAUGACCUUUGAACCAGAGCUCAUUGCAAUGGGACAACGAGAGACUCCAGGAUAUUUAUUGAUAAGUGAUUGCGCCUAAUUUAUUUAAGACUGAAAAUCGAACACAUUCAUACACAGACAAUCACACAAACAUACACACAGUCUUAGCCAUUAGGACUCCAACCAGUGACGUUUCUAUAAUUUGAAGAACUUUAACAUCACCAGGGGGAGGCCAACUUUGGAUGCCGGGAAGAUAUUGGUUCGCUGGUCAGUGUGCUGUCCUGUCAUGGGGGUAUCAAAUGAAGACAAAGAGAGAAAUGGAUGGAUUCUAUUCUAAAGUUAUAGUUGUACCAGACAUAAAACUACUAGUCUGAAGAUUGCUUUCUUAGGUGAAUUCAAAAGGGGAUUCAAACACUCAUGACCAACUGAUCUGCAGGUCAGUGAAUCAAAUUAAAGGUCAAAGCUGGAAUGGGCAAUUUUCAUGUUUUUUUUUUUUUUCUUCAUUCAUAAUUUCUUUCUUUUGGAGUAUCCCUUCAACUCCCCAAUCUUUAAUUUCCCUCAAAAGAGUUUUAGUUCCGAUUUGAAAUAUCACCAUGUUCAUUGGCAGACAAUUCUGAAGUACAGAUAUGUAUCAUGCAGAUACAUUUUGCAACCAUCAUUUGAGGUAAUGUUUUAAAAGACUAUUGUAAGUAUGUGAAACUUCAGUGAAAUGCAUGCUGUGAUAUGCUGAUUCAUUUACACCAUAAAGGAAUAGUUCACCCAAAAAAUGAAAAUGCUCUCAUUGUUCACUUACCCUGAUGCCAUCCCAGAUGUGUAAGACUGUCUUUCUUCAGCAGAAAAUGUUG